Messenger RNA from Blastomyces dermatitidis ER-3, 1534 nucleotides. RefSeq names its product CMGC/SRPK protein kinase, variant 3. The record is from RefSeq and is a predicted model, not a curated record. The coding region runs from base 204 to 1118 and encodes 304 amino acids. The transcript is spliced from 4 exons. Gene Ontology annotation, molecular function: ATP binding; protein kinase activity. Gene Ontology annotation, biological process: protein phosphorylation; spliceosomal complex assembly; regulation of mRNA processing. Lineage: Eukaryota; Fungi; Ascomycota; Eurotiomycetes; Onygenales; Ajellomycetaceae.
GGACAAAAGAGCUCGGUCACCACCAGCGCACUGCUGGUAGAAGGGCCGACCAACCGCGGGACCCCCAACAAUAUAUGGGUGUGAGUGGGUCACGUGGGUUAGGGCUUGUGUAGUAGCUCCAACAAACCAACUGCCAUCGCCCUCCAUCUCUUCCCCAGCUUCGAUCAAACACUCAUCCCACUUUGCUCGUCCGUGCCCUCAUCAUGACUUCUCUCCUGAGAUGGGCCAAAGCCACCUUUCGAAGAGUUCCCUCCCCUCCCGUGUGUUUUCCGACCAGCGGCUACGUAACAGUCAGUGGGUCUGAACUUGAUGAGGAACGAUUUGAAGAGUUCAAGAAAGGACGAUACUAUCCUAUCAACAUUGGGGAUGUCUUGACUUCCAGAUACCAGAUCAUCGGUAAACUGGGAUUUGGGGUUACCUCCACCGUAUGGCUCGCUCGUGAUCUCGAAGGUCAUAAAUAUGUGACAGUGAAGGUAUAUACGCGUGAUGAAGUUAAUCAGGAAGAGUUUCAGAUUUAUAAGUAUUUGAAACAAGGAAACCCGUCGCAUCCUGGUUAUGUCCAUGUGAGAAAGGCCCUAGAUGUGUUCACCAUUCCUCGUCCCGGAGGUGGCCAUCACUGUCUUGUCCAGAAACCCAUGUGGGAGAGUUUCAAGGAUCUGCUCUAUCGCAAUCCCAAUCAUCGAUUUACUGAGGACCUACUCAGGGUUGGUCUCAUGCAAGUUUUUCUUGCGCUUGACUACCUGCAUACCGAAUGCAAGCUUGUCCAUACAGACAUCAAGGGUGAUAACAUUCUUCAAGAAAUAGAGGACAGAGCGAUCCUCGAACGCUUUGCAAAAGCUGAAAUGGAGAACCCUUCACCUCGGAAGUUUAUCAACGGGAUACCAGUGUAUGCUUCCCGACGGUUUGAAUUGCCAAAGACAUUUGGCAAAGUAGUCCUGAGUGAUUUUGGUUCAGCUGUUCGAGGAGAUGAGAGAAGAAACCAUGAUGCUCAACCCAACGUUUACAGAUCUCCAGAGGUGAUGCUGAAAGCUGAAUGGAGUUACCCAAUUGAUAUAUGGAAUGUUGGCGUCAUGGUAUGUUUUUCCUCUGUAUUCUCCCACUUGAUCACACUCUUUUGAGAUUACUAAUAAGUCAGGAAAAUCAGGUCUGGGACUUGAUUGAGGGCAAGCACAUGUUCCAUGGCAAUGAUCCCGAUGGGAAAGGGUAUUCCACCCGUGCGCAUCUUGCCGAGGUGAUUGGCAUUCUAGGGCCGCCUCCCUUAGAUAUGCUCAAGCGUGGAAAACGGAGCCUUGAAUUUUUUACUGAAGAUGUGGAAGCAUGACAUAGAGAUAUCUCAAGCAAGUUUGGAAGAGUCGGAAGAGUUUCUUAGAGGAAGAAAUAAAGAAAUGUUUUUAGUUUUUAUAAGAGGAAUGCUUCAAUGGCGACCAGAAGAUAGAAAGACAGCAAGGGAACUUCUUGAAGAUUCAUGGCUAAAUGACCGGAUAGACUAGCUCACUAGUAACUAUUUUAAUAAAUGCUACUGAUAAUAGGUUUC